AUGUCAGACAUCACAUAUAGAGCUUACAAAGGAGAAGAAGAAGUUCAAGAAGUUUUCAAACUAAUUGAUGACGAGCUUUCCGAACCAUAUGGACUUUUCACAUAUAGAUACUUCAUGGCUGUUUGUCCCCAACAUUGUUUGUUGGCCCAUUGCAAUGGCCAGCUUGUUGGCGCAAUUAUCGGUCGAGAGACAAAGAAGGAUGAUGGUCGUGUGAAAGGUUACAUCGCAAUGUUGGUUGUCUUAAAGGAACAUAGAAAGAAAGGUAUCGGAAAGAAAUUAGCUGUAGAUUUAAUCGAGGAAAUGAAAAAGACAUGCACAGAAGUUGUUAUAGAGACAGAAGUGGACAAUUUCCCAGCUCUCCGCUUAUACGAAUCACUUGGUUUUGUACGUACAAAACGUCUAUUCAGAUAUUACUUAAAUGGAAACGAAGCAUACCGUCUUAAGAUAUGGUUCAACCGAGAAUAA
Messenger RNA from Trichomonas vaginalis G3, 465 nucleotides. RefSeq names its product N-acetyltransferase protein. NCBI's taxonomy places the organism in Eukaryota, Parabasalia, Trichomonadida, Trichomonadidae. The record is from RefSeq and is a predicted model, not a curated record. Gene Ontology annotation, biological process: N-terminal peptidyl-methionine acetylation. Gene Ontology annotation, cellular component: NatC complex. The transcript has a single exon. Gene Ontology annotation, molecular function: protein-N-terminal amino-acid acetyltransferase activity. The coding region runs from base 1 to 465 and encodes 154 amino acids.